CCUCUCCUCUCCUCUGCCCACACACUCUCUCUCUCUGGACGAGGGAGAAUCUUGUACUAGUCCCACUCCCCCCUCCCGUCGCCGUCGCCGCCGGCCCAAACCAAACCCUAGCCGCCUGCCCGCCGGCGGGCGCCAGGCCAUGGACCGCAAGCGCAUCAACGACGCGCUCGACAGGCACCUGCGGGCGGCCACGGAGCGGUCGUCGCCCUCCACCUCCCGCGGCGCCAAGCCCAAGCCGCCCCCCGCCGCCGCCCCCAAACCCAAAGAGCAGCUGGAUUCGGACAGCAGCGAGGGGGGCAGCGUCGGCGGGUCCUCGGAGGCGGACGACACCUUCUGGAUCAACUGGUUCUGCGCCAUGAGGGGCAACGAGUUCUUCGCCGAGGUGGAUGAUGACUACAUCCAGGACGACUUCAACCUCUGCGGCCUCAGCGCCCAGGUCCCCUACUACGACCACGCCCUUGAUCUCAUCCUCGACCUCGAGCCCGUCCAGGGGGAUGUGUUUGCCGAUGACCAGAAUGAGCUGAUAGUGGCGUCCGCGGAGAUGCUUUACGGGUUGAUCCACGCCCGGUACAUCUUGACCACCAAGGGCUUGGCUGCCAUGCUGGAGAAGUUCAAGAACUGCGACUUUGGAAGGUGCCCCCGCGUGUCCUGCUCUGGUCAGCCCUGUCUUCCAAUGGGCCAGUCCGAUAUCCCUAGGUCCAGUACCGUCAAGAUAUAUUGUCCCAAAUGCGAAGAUCUCUACUACCCAAGAUCCAAGCACCAAGCCAAUACAGACGGCGCAUACUUUGGGACGACGUUUCCUCAUAUUUUCAUGAUGACCCACUCACAAUUGAAGCCACAGAAGCCAGCGCAGCAAUACGUUCCCCGGAUAUUCGGCUUCAAAGUCCACAAGAAAACAUGACGGUAUCGUGGUGGCGUACUGCCUUGGGCUUGUUUCGCCUAGUAUGUCACCAGGAACGAUGAGGACCCGCACUAUAGCUGGGCAUGGAAAAAUGCUUUGGCCGGUUCAAGACGACAAGGCACCGAACAACUAUGGCACAUUCUUUCUCUGUAUGAAGACCUGCUCUUGGGAAAAGAAAUCUCGAGGAGGUCUGAUCAAGCUGUCAGAUCCAUGUCAUGUUGGGUAUUUGGAUGAUCCCGGUGAGACGGCAAUGGGUUUGUGCCUCUGCUCUGUUUUGAUUUUGAAUGUUCGUCCAAACAGGGCAUAUGUUGCUGGAUCUGUUGUGUAUCCUAAUGUAUUUCGCUCUUCAUUCUGUGGUGCCGAGAAAUCGGACGGCUGAGACUGCUGGAGAAAAUCGUGUUUCGGAGUAUUGUUGCAUGUGAUUCGUAGAAAAUUCAAGUUAUGUGUG
Molecule: messenger RNA, 1349 nt
Organism: Triticum aestivum (bread wheat)
Lineage: Eukaryota; Viridiplantae; Streptophyta; Magnoliopsida; Poales; Poaceae
Product: putative casein kinase II subunit beta-4
Exons: 5
Coding region: 140-901 (253 amino acids)
Cellular component (GO): protein kinase CK2 complex; cytoplasm
Molecular function (GO): protein kinase regulator activity
Source: RefSeq, a predicted model, not a curated record